CCCACUCUUCCAGUGAUUCUGUUUGUAAACUUGAUUUCUUUUGCUUUAUUUUCUUUGCCUGAUUUAGGCACAUAAUUGUAGUGCUUAUUAAAUACUUAACCAAUUGUGACGAAACGAAAAAAUAUUAAUAUAAAAUAUGGAUAUAAUUACAAGUACCGAAGACCUUUGCCCUGAUAGUAAAACAAUUCAAGAGAACAUCCUUUUUUAUAUUAUAAAAGAAGUGUGUGGUAAUCAAAAUUGUGUUCUUUCACCUAAGCUUGCUGGAAAAGUAAGAAGAAUAAUUGCUGACUGCGAUCUAUCGCACUAUUCAAGUUUACAUAAACUAAGCACAGCUGAUGAAAGUACUUCUACUUUACUGGGAUUAAUGCACAAAACUGAGGCAGAGUUAACAUUUGAUGAACAAGCUGAACUGAACCAAGCAAUCAUAAACAAAAUUCAGAACAAAAUACCAAUCUUUACUUCGGAAUUAAACAAAUUAAAACAAAACAUUGGCAGUGGAAAGAAAACAAGAAAAAAUGAAAUAAAAGAACUCCAAGAAAGUUUGGAUGACAAACUAAAUACAUUAAAAGAACAGGAAAAUCAAAAGGUCGAGCUCAUGGUGGAAUGGCUCAACCAUCGUCUGCAAGAAGUUUCAUCAUUUAGUAACAAUUCCAGUGAACUAUUGACACUAAAAACAAGAAUAUUAGAGCUAAAAUCUAAAAUACUGCAUCUUCAGAUUCUACGGAACAUCUACACAGAGACAAAUCAAUCUAUCAAAGCCUAUAGUGAAAUACAUAAGGAUCUUAAAGACAGUAUCAAAGAAACUGAACUAAGAAUCAAAAACUUUAAAGACAUUAUUGAAAGCGAUUACAAUUAGAAAAGUAGUGUCGAAUUAAUUUUUUUUCCUCUUUUCUGGUGUGUAUCUAUGCUAUUUGAGCGCAAAAUAUUCUGCCAAUGUCACAUAUAAAAUAGUUAACACAUGUGUCAAAUCUAUAUAACUU
Messenger RNA from Nymphalis io (European peacock), 980 nucleotides. RefSeq lists its product as uncharacterized. The transcript is spliced from 3 exons. The record is from RefSeq and is a predicted model, not a curated record. The coding region runs from base 137 to 856 and encodes 239 amino acids. NCBI's taxonomy places the organism in Eukaryota, Metazoa, Arthropoda, Insecta, Lepidoptera, Nymphalidae.